This is a messenger RNA of Plasmopara halstedii, 3711 nucleotides long. Its product is annotated as mitochondrial carrier family. NCBI's taxonomy places the organism in Eukaryota, Oomycota, Peronosporomycetes, Peronosporales, Peronosporaceae. Gene Ontology annotation, biological process: transmembrane transport. The transcript is spliced from 2 exons. The record is from RefSeq and is a predicted model, not a curated record. The coding region runs from base 1 to 3711 and encodes 1236 amino acids.
AUGGCCUUUACAACUCCGACUCGUAAACGACCAAGUGAUGUCCAGGACGCUGCUGUCGAAGAGGAAGUUCUUAUACGCCAGCUGUUACGUGAUCUUAAAGUUGAUACAGGUGACGUUAUUCUAUUUAAUCGCUCAUGCGUGUCCAUGGGACCUUAUGGCGGUGCAAUCUGCGUCUGUGCCAAGUUUUUCGGUCAGACGCAGUGGGACCACAAUGGCGUCGUGGUGCGUGCUCCAUGGCUGACACCAGACGCCAAAUCACCUGAGGAUGAACUCUUUCUGCUUGAAGCAGCGCUCACAGGCGUCAAAUUACGGCCACUUGUAGCUCGAGUAGUGCUUAGCCGCGGAUAUGAUGUCGCUGUACGUAAGCUGCAGAACAUACCCACACGAAUCGCUCGCGAACGAAUUUUCGCAGCUUUGGUAGCUACGAAAAAAGAACGUGCGCGUCUGGACGCAGAGCUGGCUCAUCGCGACAAAAUGCCAGUAUUUGAAAGAAAAGCGCUGCAGCAAGAGUUACAGACCGUGAAUGAACGAUAUCAAGCCUUGGCGUCAGAGCUUGGAGGUCGAACUCGCUCUGUAUUUGAGAACGCCGUCGUGGAGGGAGACGACGUGAAAAGUACGAAAAUGUUCUGUUCGCAGUUAGUUGCUGGAAUGUAUCAAUAUUUGGGCUUAUUGCUACCAUAUCCGUCUGCGAAAUCAUACUUGCCGAAACACUUUAGUGAGCGCGAUGGCGGUAACUUUUUGAAAUUGCAACAAGGGGCAAGUUUCUUGCCAGAAGUUUCGUUGAGAAAAGAGCUUGUCAAAGAGACUAAACGAGUUGCUAUGCGAAUUCUGGAAGCUAAUGAACGUGGACCUCGCACUGGAACGGAAACAGCGGCGAUCGUGCAUUGCUUGCGUCGGCAUCAUUUGUUUCAUACGUUGAGUGAACCAGAGCUGCUAAGUGCUGCAUUGCACUUUCGACGCCGUGUACUAACCAAAGGAGAGGUCGUAUUUUUUCAAGGAGCUCCAGGAGACUGUUUUAACAUCAUCGAGCGUGGAAACUGCGAUGUCUUUGUCGACUAUGAUCAUCUUUCAGAAACAAAGACUGCACUCGAAGCUGAUGAAGGUUCCAAGCCGGAAUUCAAGCGACGUACACAGCUUCAAAAACGCAAAACAAUUGCGUUACCUGAAUUUCAAUCGUCGUCAAAACUUGUUGGUCAUAAUGAGCAUGUUCUUGUCGCCACUCACGGACCCGGGAAUGCUUUUGGUGACUCGGCUCUUGUAUAUGACACCCCGCGACGUGCGACAAUCCAAGCAAAUGCAUUCACUUCGGGCGACAGUAACGAGGCAGUUGUAUUAUGGCAACUAGACAAACAAAAAUUUCGUGAAAUUCUGGCUUGUCAUCCAAGUAGCCAGCAGUCAAUGGAAGAGCGUCGAUUUUUGUUAAAAGCAUUGAAAGACCAUCCUCUAUUUACAGAGCUUGAUGAUCGGGCCAAGGCACACGCUGUACGCAAGUUCUUUCCGCUUAAAGUGCGAGCAGGAACGACCAUUUUGCGGCAAGGGGACCCGGGUGACUAUUUCUAUGUAGUCGAAAGCGGUCGUUGCGAGGUAACACGUUGGAAGCCAAAAGCAACAAAACCGUUUGUAGACCGUGUCAUCGGUCGCGGCGCGAGCUUUGGUGAAGCUGCUCUGCUAUACAAUAGCCGUCGUGGCGCCUCGGUGAAAGCUCUGGACGAUGUCAAGGUUUGGUGUAUGGAUCGUGUCAGCUUUCAUACCAUUACGCGCAGUGGAUCAACAGCAUUAUACAGAUUAUUCAAAAGAGUGGGCCAAACCGUUGUGUCCGGUUCAAGUGAAAGUUUUGCGACGGAACGUGAUUUGCGUCGAAUGCUUCGGAAUCCACAGCAUCUGCAGUCGGAUAUACAUAGUGCAAAUGAUAACAAUGAGAUUCCCGGAAACGCUGCUGUGCUGCUGCCAUCAGCACAAGCUUACGAUCGUGCAAUUCGAGUCGCGCUGUCGCUGUUACUAAAUGAUCCGUCUGGACUUGUAAACUUCUCCCAAUUUGCACAUUUUCAUAUUGCACUAGGCGCGUCAAAUCUUGAUCACUUUCUUCCAGAAGCUGCGUUUCGCGUGCUGAAGUCGGUGACAAGCUUUAACGACGAGACUAAGUCGCAUGUACCAGUAUCGUCUGAUCUACCUGUCGAACAGGAUUAUAAUGAUCAAGCUGCUGUAAGACUGAAUGAUUUACCGCGUGCAAUUCGUCAGUACGUGUCUACGAGUGAGGCCGUAGGCUCUACUUUUAAAACCCUAGAGACAUCAAUCUCCAUGACACCUGAACGCUUGGCGUUUUACGAACGCAUGUUUGACUUACCUAAGCACCAGUUUGGAGACCAGUACGUGACGCAUGACGAUUUGGUACGAGGAAUUGCUGCAUUUGAAGUGGAGGAUGCGUCAUCAGAAAAUGGUCAAGAAGAUCGAGUAGACGUUAGUGUAGCUGCUCUCAAAUUCGAUAUCAAUGUUUUGCGCACCGUUUGGCAUGCCGCUGAAAUGCAAGCUAAUGACAAGGAUCAGAUAGCAAGAGUGAUUGACCAGAAUCGAUCCACAUUCAUCUCAAACGUCAAGUCUGGGUGGCUUUCUUCUUUACAUCAAAAUCCUACGGGUGAUGACUGGGAAUACUUGCAGCCGGAGCUGGAGCGCAGCCGAAGUAAUGUGGAUUAUCAGAAUAACGCAGAAAUUUUAGGGCAACAAAUGACUGCGCAGCUCACUUCGUUUGCCGCUGCCAUCGCUGCUGGAGUAGUAGUGCGAACUAUAUGUGCUCCACUAGAGCGAUUACGGAUAUUAAUGCAGCUGACAACUCCAAAGCUGACGUCAACCUCAGCGACUGUAAAGCUUCCUUCAGCCACGCCGCCAUACACGUCCGUCACGAAAGGAAUCGUUAAUAUGAUGACACUCAGUGGACCGCGUAGCUUGUUCAGCGGUAAUGUUGCUCACUGUCUUUGGGUUGUGCCUUGUGUCCCCAUCAAAUUCGCUCUAGGGCACGUCUACCACGAGCACCUGAUGCGCUCGGCUUUUCAAUCUUCGUCAUUGUUUGGUGACAAGUCUCGUGUUUCAGCAAGCUUGACCACUUUCGUUAUGGGAGGAUUCGCUGGUCUGACACUCAACUGCUUGCUGUACCCGCUCGACGUCAUACGCGGACGGCUGACGGCUCAAGAGUAUUACAAUGCAAAUCGUCCUUACACUGGUAUUCUGCACUGCGCUCGCUCUAUUCGUGAUCAUGAGGGACUGCGCGGAUUUUAUCGAGGAUUCGGACCUGCGAGUCUUGGUGUCUUCACAUACAUUGGUUGCAAUUAUGCUCUGUACGAGUCUUUGCGGCCAGUAUUUGUACACUACGACGUUGAAGACACAAGCAUUCAACUUGGUCACCCUAGUGUACCGGGCCAAAUUUUGUGUGCCACAACAGCUUCGCUUGUGUCGCAGUGCAUAUCGUAUCCCUUUGAUGUCAUUCGACGGCGCAUUCAAUUGCAGGGCACAAAGUGGCAUCCAGAACUUGCGUUUUCAUCGUAUAAAGGUGCUUGGCAUUGUGUACGAGCGUCGGUGGUCGAUGAAGGUGGUGCUUUGCGAGGAAUGCGCUCACUGUACCGUGGGUUUGUUAUCAAUGUUGUCAAGGCAUUACCAUCUACUGUGAUUUCGUUCCUCAGCUACGAAAAACUGCGCACAGUGGACAGCAAUUGCAAAUAA